AUCGGGGUAAUGCAAGUGUGCCCGCUUCAGAAAAGCAGUUCAGUUUUGACUGCGGGCGCAGUUGGCAUCCUGCGCCAACCAUGGCACCGUCAAUUCUGACCUCCGUUGCAGCUCUCUUAGUCGCGCUGUGUUGUCCCGCUGCGGCCAAUCACGCUGCUCCAGCGCAUGCGCCGUGGCCGUCGUGCGACCUGCUGUACAACUGGUACUGGUGCCGGGGGCACGACAAAGGCGGCAUCAUCUGCGCCAGCAGCGUCAAGCGCGGCUCCAUCGAGCCGGUCGCCGUACUCUGGACACGCUCCCUCGAGUCGAGCAACAAAAGCCACAUCCCAGGGCAGGAUGAGUUUGGAAUGAUAUACAAUUUUAUCAACUACGCAGGACAACUAAAAUUUACGCUGAGAUUUUGUUCUAAAUCGGACACAACGAAGACAGAACCCAUUGAAUGGCAUCACGAAGAUCCUCCGCCAUGCAAAAAGAACUGGUACAACUGCGAUCUGGUGGACGACAGGAUCUCGUGCCAGCUGAGACUGUGUCCAUGGUCUCACGAACCACUGCUGCCGGCGUCUGGGAAGGUCAGCGAUUGGUACGGCUGUACAAAACGUGACAACCAGGUUGAUUGUUACCUCAGCAGUCUUGGUGAGCGCAAGAGUCGUCCUCACACCUGGAAGCACGUGCUGUACCCCGAAUUCCACCACGAAUUCCUGCCUCACCACGAACACCCUGGUAUGCCGCCCGAGUUCCAUGGCCCAAUGAUGGAACCGGUUCAUGAGUUACCUCCUCCACCACCACCAGCCUGGAAGCACUGACUGAAACCGUAAUGGCUGCGCUUCUUCUAGUACUUUGAAGCCGAAAUGCUAUCUCCGAAAAGCCAACGGAGAUCUCGAAACCAAAUAUUCAGUACCGCAACGCUAGACUUUAAGUAUAAAUGGCAACAUUUGAAAUAAAUAUAAGUUAACGUCAAGCCAGUGUCUUUCUUCCUGUGAUACUGUUAGAUGCACAUACAUAUCCGUCAACUGCCGAAUAGUUGCAACAUGACUAAGCUCAAGUCAUGUUACUAUCACAGACGAAACACCAUAGGUAAGGCAUGUCAUGGAAGCUACCUCGCCUGACACUUACGUACAGGGUGGUCAGAAACAUUCUGAAAAGCUUGUAAGGGUGUUACAGAGUAAGCUGCGUUGUGAAACAAUUAUUCAGAAAAAAUACCAUACGUUGCUCCGUUCCCGAAAUAAUCAGAAUUGAAGUUAACCGGUCAGGCUGUUGCGGCGCCCAAAUUCAAAUAUUGUCAGUUGUUCUCAUAGCGUAUACGAUAGCACACGAGACUGCUCAGCGUUUCAUUUGGAUUCGAUCCUUAUUGCCGUCCGAUGUUCAGUUUUAGUAUGGCUCUCUUGGUCGGCUUUAGGAAGCCAAACGAAAAACGUCUUUGGCAAUACAGUGCUCACAAUGGGCUGAGUGGCUUAUUCACUGCUAACCAAUCCGUCAACCGGCGCAGCGUAUCGAAUUUUUUUCUUAACAUUUAUUUCUCAGCAGAACCUACCGUGCGACACCUUAACAAGUUUUGCAGACUGUUUCUGACCAUCCUGUAUUGCUACUGCAUCAGUUUCGUUUGAAAUUUUUGCAAUAAAACAAACAUUUUACUUAUUGAACUUUUAAAAUAUUUUUGUAUCCACGUAUACGUCUCUUAAGUUUAUUUAGUACAGUAACUGAAUUAUCUGAAGCAUUAAUGUGACUGUAAUAGAAUUAAGAUAUUUGAAAAUAUCUACGUGUCAUUGAUUGAACACUUAGCAGGAAUUGUAACUGCUGAUGACAGCUGAAUAUAAAGAAUGAAGAAAUGUUACUCAAAAAAUUCAUGAAUCUAUAAAAGACUAGUUUUGUAGUUUUUGUUAGCUUACUACAAUAACUUGGAAAUAUUUUAAUACUCUAAAAAAA
Messenger RNA from Schistocerca gregaria, 1923 nucleotides. RefSeq lists its product as uncharacterized. Lineage: Eukaryota; Metazoa; Arthropoda; Insecta; Orthoptera; Acrididae. The transcript has 6 exons. The coding region runs from base 81 to 803 and encodes 240 amino acids. The record is from RefSeq and is a predicted model, not a curated record.